GUUGCUUUCUCUAUCACAUGUAAGUGCGUUACAUGGGCUUACGAAGCCGUCGGAUGACCUCAUUUUCUUUUCUCUUCUAGAUAACCCGCAACACACAAGGUACCUUCUGGCUGGACGCAAAAUUACCCAACACUGAAUCCAAACAAUUAUUGUCUGUUAGAUUGUCCUAAUCGGUUGUUACACUUCUUUAAGUUUCCUUCACGUGCUCUGUUCUUCAGUCCUCUUGUACCGGAAUCACCAUCAGGCUAAUUCGAAACCAAUGCGCCGUUUUUUAAUAUUAAUCGGCUUAGUCUAAGAAACUUACAGGAUAUUUCGUGUAUAUUUCCGUCGCACACUUCACGUUACAAUCUGAAGGCUAGUUAUCAAAUUUAGAUGUCAGAAAAACGGUCCUCACGCGUACGGAAAGUUCCCAAUUAUGCUCUGUUAGUUGACAGUGACAAUGAAUUCUUUGAGGAUGACGAACCCAUUAAACUCAAGAAGAAUAAUGAUAAAGAGGCCAAGUCAAUUAGUAAACCUGCUAAGAUUAAGAAAAUAGCUGGAGAUGCACCUAUGAAACAGUGUGAAACAAUCCAAAUACAAAAGGAAAAAUCACCUGAAAGAAUCAAUAAUGCAGCAAAACAGACUACAUGUCCUUCUGUUCCCCGUUGUGAGACAUCUGCCUCUAUAACAGUUUCUAGCCCCAAAACUAUGUCAAAAUCCGUUCCUUCUACUCCUGUUCAUUCAAAUCCACUAGUCAGUAAUGUGACUACACCACCACCUUCAAGUAAAGCCUCUUUUCCUAUCACUCCGUCUACUGGCCUUCGUCUUGGUCUAUCACGUACAAAACGGUUACGAUCUUUACAUGCAAAUGUGCGUAUAGCGUGAUUUAUGACAUUCCUUGAAGUUUGUAUCGAUAACUACUACUUGAUCAUUCUAACAAUCAAGUAUUUAAUUAUUUCUUUUCCCGUCAACACCAGUUUUUUUCCUUCAUUUAUUUAUAUCUCUGUGGCUUUUAAUUAGUAAUUUGACAUCUAUCUCAUUAUAAAUCUUAAAUUAUUUUUUUAAUAUUUAAAAAUGAUUAUUAGAUUGUAAAAGAUUAAUAAAUCACGCUUAUAUU
Messenger RNA from Schistosoma turkestanicum, 1096 nucleotides. NCBI's taxonomy places the organism in Eukaryota, Metazoa, Platyhelminthes, Trematoda, Strigeidida, Schistosomatidae. The record is from the annotation of a GenBank genome assembly.